Messenger RNA from Oryza brachyantha (malo sina), 1450 nucleotides. RefSeq lists its product as uncharacterized. NCBI's taxonomy places the organism in Eukaryota, Viridiplantae, Streptophyta, Magnoliopsida, Poales, Poaceae. The transcript is spliced from 3 exons. The coding region runs from base 188 to 787 and encodes 199 amino acids. The record is from RefSeq and is a predicted model, not a curated record.
UUCUCCGAUCCCUGAAACAAAUUGGCAAUGUUGGACAGAUCAUGCACCGGAUGCAUAUAUAUAUAUGAUCCACCAUUGCAGCUCACUAGCUAAGCAGUUGUCUCAGUUUUCAGUUCAGUGAUACAGAAAGUGAUUGUAAUUAAGGCACAAAUUAAAGAGGAUAUUAGCUAGAGAUUGUCAGAUUGGCAUGGGGCAUAGCGCUGGUGCUGAGGCUGCGUGCAGAGUGCUGCCCAUCAUCGACGAGGAGUCGGAGUCGGAGAUGGGCGAGGGAUCGCCGGCGAGGAAGGUCGCCGACGAGCGCAGUAAGGCCGUCGUGGCCAGGAUGAGGGAGCUCCUCCGGCGAGCGGCCGCUCAGUCGUCGGCGCAGUCCAAGCUCCGCUCCACCGUGCUUGUCAGUGCCAAGAAAUGGAAGAGGGUGGUGGUGAGCCUCCAGAACAGCAGGGCCGCGAGCGCCAGGAAGCAGGAGCAGCAGCGACAGACGGUGAGCCGGCAGAGCGACGGCGGCAUGAGCCCGUCGUCGCCGGUGUCCAGCAAGAGCAACAGCUUCAGCUGGGACAACGCCGCCGCCGGAGGAGCAGAGAGCUGCUCGUCAUCCCCCGCGCGGUCGCCGCUGUGGCCGUCGUCACGCCAGUUCUCGCCGUCGCCGGUGGCGACGCACGGCACGAGGCUCCGGCGAGACAGCUCCGGGUCAGCUGACGAUGGCAUGAUGAGCAUGUCCUGCAGCGGCAGCAGCAGGAUGUGUCAGUGGAUCACCACGGAUUCUGACUUCGUGGUGUUGGAGCUGUAGAAGUUUACAUGGCGCGAAUUCUCCGGACCGGUCAGAGAAUGUGGGCUGAAAUGGAAGAUAAGCAAAGCAGCCCAAAAAUCUGUUAUCUGAAUUCUGAAACUCCUAAUAGGAGAAAAUUCAGAGAUGAGGCCAACGUGUUAUGAUGCGAGCUUCAGAGCUUUGUCUCGUUGUCAGAACUGCAGUGUCAUCUCUUGCAUUGACAAAUCCAGAUGAAAUUUGUUGUUUUGUGCCAAAUGUUGCGCCGCUUACGUUGAGAUAAAUGGUUCAGGAAUCAGGAGAGCAGCAAGAGAGGCAUCUCGUUUUUUUAAGUUUAAGGCAAAGCAAGAGAGCAGUCCACUUUUCUGACGAACUGAAUGAUCAAGGAAAUUACUUUCAGAAUUCAGGCACAAUAGUUACUCUGUUCUAGACUUCUAGUGCAUCACAGAAACAACAAAUUAUUUCUUGUGAUAAAAAUUCUCCUCAAUGUCUGAUUUUGACAACCAGAUCUAUUCUGCAACCCAAUAUGAUACAGGCUGUCUGUGUGUAUGUAUGUGAAUAGUUUCUGUCUUCUUUUUUUCUUACGCCAAAACAACUCCUGAAGUUGUAAACUACAGUGAAUUCCUUAUUCCUACAUAGUAAUCUGCAAGGAUAGGUAUCACAUUUUCUAGUACAAAACUUUGGUAC